AUGGCGCCUAGGAGGAGGCGCGGACAGUUCACCUCGCGCAAGCAGGCAGCUGACAGUGGGGACUUCCCGCUCUCCGAGCACGCGCAGUACCUGCAGCGCGAGUACACGCUGCUCUCGGACAACCUGGUGGCCUGUGAGCAGCAUGUGGAGCAGGUGCUGCAGAACAAUAAGUUCCUGGACCGCGAGGCACGGCGCUUGCGCGAAGAGAACCGGCUUUAUGCCAGUUAUGUGAGCGCGCACGCCCAGCGCUGUGCCAGCUCCAUCGUGCGCCUCGAGGACCAGAACCGCAUGGACCUGGCGCUGAUCCGGUGGCAACGAGCCGAACUGGCGUCUCUUUACCAAGGGCGUGAGGAAGGAGUGCGUGCGCAGCUAGUAGAAAUGCAGAUGCGCGCAGAAAACAUGGCCCAGAAGGUUCAGGAGCUUCAGCCCUACAAGGAGCUGCAGCUGGAGCAGCUGGCGAGAAUCCGGACCCUGGAGCGCGAGCUGCUGCACAUGCGCGUGGAGCACACGCUGCUUCUCAACCGGGCGAAGCGACGUUUCAUGGAAAACAAGACGACUUUCGAGCGUGAGGCCCGCCAGCAAGUGCUGUCCUUGGCGCGACGCGCAGAGCGGACGGCAGCUCGUGCCCUCAUUUCGCACACCCAGGGCAUCAAGUCGGACAAUGGGCGUCUCCGUCAAGAGCUCCUGAGGCUUCUCCUCCGGGCCCAGUUACUGCUGGAGAUGCGGCAGGAGCUGCUAGAGCAGCGGGAGCAGCUGCAGCAGGAACACGUGAACGUGGGGAACAUGCAGCAUCUACACAGCUGGCUGCACAGGGGGCCCGACGGGCCACCGCUCUGGCAGCCGCCCCAAAGCCUCCCAUCCAGCUUGUGCGUCAGCUCGGUUAAAUCUCCUGUGGAGUCGUCCAAUAUCACUUUAAGGGCCCAGCUUCUGUCCCAACCAUUUUUGAUCCCCCCGGCCCAGUCGGUGUCACAACAUGAGCCCAAGACUCUGUGUACAGACUCUUCUUUGGCCCCACCUCAAAAGUCUGUGAUGGCUGUCCCAAGUCCAUCACGUUUGGCAGCUCACGCCCCGUCUCUGACUCCCUUGUCCAGGAGCCCGCGGAUCUCCCCGACCGCGUCAGUCAAAGGCUCCCAGGCCCUGCUGUCGGCUACCUCUUCCGUGCAGCCACGGUCGCGUGAGGAUUCUCGGAUCUCUCCACAGCCCUCUACGUAUGAGCUUUCCCAAAAAACUGUCCCAUCUGCAAAAGUCAGCAACAAGCCUCUCUCAAUUCAGUCCCAAGAUCGGGUCCCUCUCAACCCGCAGAUGGAGGAAACUGCAAACACUGAGAAUGCCACAGAAGCUGUCUUGGGGAAAGCCUGAACCCAUA
This is a messenger RNA of Psammomys obesus (fat sand rat), 1366 nucleotides long. RefSeq names its product coiled-coil domain containing 166 (gene Ccdc166). The transcript has 2 exons. Bases 1 to 1359 code for a protein of 452 amino acids. Lineage: Eukaryota; Metazoa; Chordata; Mammalia; Rodentia; Muridae. The record is from RefSeq and is a predicted model, not a curated record.